Molecule: messenger RNA, 1510 nt
Organism: Diatraea saccharalis (sugarcane borer)
Lineage: Eukaryota; Metazoa; Arthropoda; Insecta; Lepidoptera; Crambidae
Source: the annotation of a GenBank genome assembly
GUUAUCGAUGUCCGUUUUUGUAUGUUGCCAAUUUGCCGUUGUUUUAAUUUUUGGUGAUUACAAGAUUUAAAGAAGUUGGUGACUGAUGGAGAAAAAUUAUGGUCGAAUUGUGUCGAAAAUAUAUAAUUUUAUCUAAGACGUAGAUUGUGCGUAGCUAACUUACGUGAUUAAGGGCUUAUUAAGCAAAGAAGGUUGAGCUCCGCUUAACAGGUAACGAAUUAUAUAAACAAUGAGUUUUACUCAGAGUUAUAAAACGAAGGAGCAUGCUACUGAGUACAGUGAAAGUAAAACUAGAGCUACACCAGUCGCAAUGGUGGCUCCGGAAUUGAAACACAGCACUGAGGUUAACACUGAAAUAACAAAAAAUUGUGCAGUCCUGGGUUGUGAUGACUCGAAGAAUUUGGAUCCUGAAUCUUUCUUUAGAUUUCCAGAAGAUGCAAAUCUUAGACAGAUAUGGACAGACCUUACUGGUCGUAACAACUGGACUCCAACCGACUACUCAUACAUAUGUAUUCAACACUUUUCUGUUGAUUGUUUUGAAUGUGAUUCAACUAACACCAUGGUUCUUGUUGAUUCUGCUGUGCCUUCAUUGAAAUUACCUAACCAUGUUUUGGAGGUUGAAUACAUAGAUGAAGAGAGUUUAGACAAUGAAUAUAAUUAUGAAGAGUAUAUGGAUACUGAUGAGUUCGAAGAUGAAGAGGCUACACCAUCAGCAGUCAUCAUUACUCAAUCAAAGGGCAUUACUCAAAUUAACAGAAUGGCUCAAACCAACAGCAUGGGCCAAGCCAAUAGCACUUCUCAAACCAACAGCAUGGCUCACGCAAAUAGUACUUCUCAAACCAACAGCACAGUCCAAACUCAUACCACCACUCAAACCAUGAGCACCACUCAAACCAGUAACUACACUCAAACUAACAACGCCAUGGAAACAAAUGGCAAUAAUGAGAAAAUAGAAAAAACUAAUCAAAAGGUUAAUAAUGUAGAGCUUUUAAAACUAUUUACAGAAGUGCAGAAGAUGCAAAGGCAAGCUGUUGGUUUAAAAGAAAAAUUGAAAACCAACAUGCAAUUACAUAAUCGGCAGAACAGACAUUUCCGUCGCUUAGAAGAAAUACUAGAAAGGAAAAAGAAAAUACUUGAGGAGAAACAAAAGAAAAAGUCUAAAAUUUUGCUAACAUUACAAGAUAAAGUGAAUGAAGAUAUGAGUGGACUAGUGUUAGCAAUGCCAAUGAGACAAACUGAGGAUUUAAAGAAUUUUGCACUAAAUAUUUACAAUUAUUCCCCACAAGCUUACAUUUACUUAAGAAAUACAUUGAGAACAAUGUUGCCGAGUACAGAUGUUAUGGAGACUUGGCUGAAUGCUGGAUUCCAACCAAAGAGUAUCAUGAGCAGCUCUAAUAUGGUCAAAGUGACUGCUGAGCAAACCGAGAAAGACUUAAUAUGUAAAGUAUCAAUAGUAUAAUAGAUAAGUUUGAUCAUCAUUGUUUUUUUAAUAAAUGAGAUGAAAGUGUUC